This is a messenger RNA of Columba livia (rock pigeon), 930 nucleotides long. RefSeq names its product prefoldin subunit 4 (gene PFDN4). The coding region runs from base 243 to 650 and encodes 135 amino acids. Lineage: Eukaryota; Metazoa; Chordata; Aves; Columbiformes; Columbidae. The record is from RefSeq and is a predicted model, not a curated record. The transcript is spliced from 4 exons. Gene Ontology annotation, biological process: protein folding. Gene Ontology annotation, cellular component: cytoplasm; prefoldin complex.
GGAGCCGGCUCUCUUCCCCUUUAAACGGAAUGUACCAAGCGCUGCGGGGAUGGGUUGAGAUUUAUUGUGCGCGUCCUGUGUAGCCUCGGGGCAACCCGCCGGACUGGGGGGCGCUGAAGAGCGGGAGAAACCGUGAACUGUGCAGAGUCGCUGCCGCUGGGCCCUUUCCCUCGCUUUUUCUGGUUUCCCCAUGUCCACAGCUCCUCCUCUGCGGGGAGGAUGAAUAGUUCAGUCCUACCGACAUGGCUGCCACCAUGAAGAAAGCGGCUGCAGAAGAUGUCAAUGUUACUUUUGAAGAUCAACAGAAAAUUAACAAGUUUGCGAGAAAUACUAGCAGGAUCACAGAGCUAAAAGAAGAAAUAGAAGUGAAAAAGAAACAACUUCAGAAUUUGGAAGAUGCUUGUGAUGACAUUAUGAUGCUGGAUGAUGGCGAUUCACUUUUGAUACCCUACCAAAUUGGAGAUGUCUUCAUUAGUCAUUCCCAAGACGAGACACAAGAGAUGCUGGAGGAGGCAAAGAAAAGUUUACAAGAAGAAAUUGAAGUCUUAGAAUCCCGUGUGGAAUCAAUUCAGAGGGUGUUGUCUGACCUGAAAGUGCAGCUCUAUGCAAAAUUUGGAAAUAACAUAAAUCUUGAGGCUGAGGACAGUUAAAGGUGUUCUAAAUAUACCAUAUCACUUUCCCUUGUUUUGUUGUUUUGAUAACGUUGUUUCAAUUAUAUUAAAAACCAAAACAAAAAACAAAACACCUUUUUUUUUUUUUCCCACCCUCUUUCCUGUCUUGGGUUCCAUCUAUUUAAUGAGAGCUUUUGUAUUUUGGUUAUUGCAGUUAUUUAUUUGUUCAGGAAAGCGUUAGUUUCAUACUGUUGGUAAAGCAUCAAGAUUGGAAUAUUUGCAUUGUUUAUUAAAAUAAUAAAGUCAGGCACAUAUUGUA